Pseudopodoces humilis (Tibetan ground-tit) is the source of this 2207-nucleotide messenger RNA. RefSeq names its product p53 apoptosis effector related to PMP22. Gene Ontology annotation, biological process: cell-cell adhesion. The record is from RefSeq and is a predicted model, not a curated record. Gene Ontology annotation, cellular component: cell-cell junction; membrane. Lineage: Eukaryota; Metazoa; Chordata; Aves; Passeriformes; Paridae.
GGCGGAGCGUCCCCGCCGCACCUCACCCGCGACGCCCGGACUCGCUGGGCGCGCCGCCGGCCGGGCACGAUGGUGGUGUGCGGCCUCGCCUGCUGGAGGUGCAGGUGGCUCCUGCCCCUGCUGCUGGGCCUGGCAAUCAUCAUGGGCAUCAUCGCCCUGGCGGGCCGGGGCUGGCUGGAGUCCGAGUCGGAGCCCUACGUGCAGCAAGCGUCGCUGUGGGAGAGUUGCACGCGGGGUGAGGAGGACCUCAACUGGAGCUGCGAGUCCCUCAUGGAUUACGGGUGGGGGAGAGCAGCAGCUGCCACAUAUCUCGUUGGCUUUGUGAUCCUGGUCAUCUGUUUCGCCCUUGCAGUCAUCGCGUUCUCGAUCGAGAUCCUGCGCUUCAACUUUGUGCGAGGAAUUGGAGGCCUGCUCUUUGUUGUUGCUGCAUUCCAGAUCAUUGGCUUGGUCAUUUACCCAGUGAAAUUCACAGAAGAAAUUCCACUGACAGGAGAUAACAUGUUCAGCUGGGCCUAUGGCUUUGGCUGGGCCAGCACUGUUGUUGUAAUAGGUUGUGCUUUCUUCUUCUGCUGCCUCCCCAACUGGGAAGAUGAAGUCCUGGGAAACAUCAAGCCUACCUAUUACUACUCCUCCCCAGAGAGAGCACCAUACUUAAAUUGAAAGAUUAAGUCCAAGUACAGACAACUGUCAAAACAGAGGAGCACCUCUGAUGUACAUUUGGUGUGAUUGUAGGAGACUGAAAAAACUCACCUACUUUUGCCAGCAUAUAUCUUACUGUGCCUGGCAACAAAUUAGGAAAAAUAUUGGCAUCUUAAGCCAAAUAGCUUUUACCCAAAGUAUUAUUUACAUAUUCUCAUGUCAAUUCAGUUUAGGUGGUUUACUUGCUCCUUCCCCUCCCAAUUAGUUGAGUCAUCCUUAUUUUAUUCAAAUAUUUUCUUAUGAAUAUAGAUGAUAGUGUUUCAAGUGGAGAAAGGAAAAGGAUAGAUUUUAAACAACCCAUUAGUGGGUACUGUGAGAUAGGUUGCUUUUAUUUCAUAUCUGACAAAAUUGCUUUAAAUGGAGCUAGGAGAAAACACAGCCUUCCAAGGAAUGUUUUUUCUUCUGUAAAAGCCAGUCCCAAGGAAGAAAUUUCUGUGAUACUAUCACAGUCACCUGCUGCAUAAAAAUCUGUUCUUAUUCCUGUUACUGGACUGUUGUUGACUAUUAACUAUUUGAAUUAAGAGGAAAAUAAAAUUAAAAUUUAUUUUCCACCAAUUGGUGCUAUUGGACAAGGCCUCUUCCAAAGCAUGGAGCUGGUGUGUAUGACAUAACAGCUAAUGUAAUAUUGGUGAGUUUGUGGCCACAGCAGAACUUGUGAUGGAAUCACAUGUAUAUGUUGUCAUGGAUUCAGACAUUAAACUACAUACAUUUUUACAUGGAAUAUGAGGGAUGCUGACUUAGAAUGUAUCUUUGGGCAGAAACAUGAACUAUUAUAUUUGUCUACCUUUGUAAAGUUUAAGUGUGCUUUUCAUGGAAAUCUUAGCAUUAGGUGUUUAAAAACCUCCCAAAUUUCUAACACUGGAGGUACCUCAGAGUUUAGUAAACUUGGGACUGCCUUGUGAGUGAGUAGGGGUAACAGGUAGAAAUAGAAAGAAAGUUCUGUGAGCAAUUUACAUAUGUAAACUUCAUACAGACAUCAGAGUAAUCUGUCUGGCUCCUCAUUUGUGUUUCUGCAUCCAAAUAAGUAUUCCAGAGAGGCAUAGCCAUGUCUGUGUUGGUCAUGGACCUGCAGCAUCUUACAGCAGAUUUAAUUAUGGUCUAUAAUCUUUGUCAGGGCUUUGUUCAGCUGGGAAAGAAGGAAGUUCAUUUUUUGAACUCUUCCAGCUACGGGAGAAGCAGCUUUAGCAAAGACAGACUGAGGAGGAUAUAGGUGGGGUAGAAAGCAAAUGCUGCAUGUUGCUCUGUGUUAUUUCUUACUCUCAGAACCUGGUACUUAGGAGAGGGUAAGUGUGUGGGUAUGUGUAUUCAUGCACAUGUGCAAAAUAGAAUUUAGAAAGCAUUAACUGUCGCUCUAUUAGGAACGGCUGGGAUCGAGCAACACAGACUCUCAUGGAGUCGAUUAGGAGAAUAUCUCGUAGUUUAUUACUUUAGCUUUGUUUUAUAGACUGAUACAUGGAAAGUACAGAAAGGAAACUCUCAUUGGUCAGCAAAUCACUACAUUACCAUCA